CUUUCUGUUGUAGAAACUGUGUUGGUGUGUGAGAGAUAAAAGCCAUAGAAGAGAGAGAAAGUCAGAUAAGGGUCAUCCUUAAAUUGUUUAACGAAAUGGAAUUCUUUGAGAAAUAGUUAUUAGAAGUCUUCCACUCCCUUUGGGUUUCAAACUCUUCUUGUUAUCGUUUCUGGGUUUCUCAUUUUCUUUUGAGAAAUCUCGCAUUUUUCGGUGAUAUCUCCUUUUGUUUCUUCAGUCCCAGAUACGGUUUCGGAUUUUACGGUGAUUUUGCAGUUUGAUUUUAUGCUGACACUUUCACAAAGUCCAAUCUUUAUAUGGGUGAUGAGAUGAGCAAAAGGGUCUUUUUUUUCCCUUUAAUAUUCAUUUUCUUGAAUUUUACUAAAUAGGAUUUUUUCCCCCCCCAUAAUUGGGUUCUCUGUUUGUUUACGACUCUUAAACUGAAGUGUUCUUGUGGGUUAUUGGGAGGUGGGUGUUUGAUAAUUUUCCUCAAUCAAGACUGGUCUUUGAGUCUGAGUUGUACGGCUGUCGACAUGGUGGCAUGUUUCUUGAACUUAAAUUUAGAAUUUUGUACUGAUAAAAAUUCUUUGACUCUUCAAAUUUUGGUACAAUAACUCUUUGAAGGGACUAUUGGUCGAUCACUUGCUUCUAUUUUAGCAUUCUGUAUCUGGAGUUCCUAGAGUUGGAAACACUUGCUGAUAGAUAUUCCUUCGUGGGCUUGGAGCCUUGGAUUGAAUUGAUUUGAAAUUUAUUGAUAUUAAUUGAGCUCGGAUUCUUGACAACUCCAAUUUCUUGAUUCUAUUAUCUCCAAAUAUAUAAACACUGUUCUUGUGCUGUCUGGAGAGGAAAAAGAGGAAAAAUGGCGCUUUCCUUCACUAGAUUUUCAUGGUUGUGGUUGGGUGGGAAAGAUAAAGAGCAAGUCUCAAAUGGAUCAUUGAUAAACUCCAUAAAUCCUUUCGGUGAAUGGGGCUUAGGAUUGAGAGGAGAGGCUGAAAAUCUGAAGUUUUACUCAAUGAAAGGGGGUGAUAGAAGGGUGCCCUCGUCGAGCUCGAGUAGGAAAGCAAAGAGGAAAUGGAAGAGUAGGGAAGAGAGGAGCAGGAGGAUUGACAAAGAGUAUGAUAUUGUAUUGGUGCCAUCGGACGGUGUUUGUUUAUCAGGAUCAGAAUCUGAUGACUCGGACUGGUCCAUCGGGUGGGUGGAGAAUCAUGCCCCUGGUUUCCUGGGUGAUGAUGAGGUUGAUGAUAGUUUUGCUGUGUUGGUGCCUUGCUAUAGGCAUAACUUCCAAGAAGUAGAGGAGAAGGGCGAGGAGCCUAGUAUUCAGUUCUUGAGUGCUGUUAAGAAACUUCCAAAUGAUUAUUCUGCUGGGGGUAGGGAGUACAUGGAGCGUUGGCUUUCCUCACUCCACAAUUUUUGAAGCUGCUGCAAUGCUUGGCUGUGCUGAUUACUACUACAUUUUGUUGUCAUUUUAGAACCAUCAACUUCUACAGAGUAUAUGUCCUAAGUUGAAGAAGUUGCUGGAAAUCUGAGGAGACGGUGUUCUUCAGGUUAUCAGUGUUAGGCUUAUGUCGACCGUGGCUGGAGGAAACUCUCGACAUAUUUUGCUGCUUUGGUUAGUGUAAAUACCACCAUCGAGACUAUGUUUGAAAUGUUUAAGACUUUGAACUCUCUGGAUGUAAAUAAAUUGUCGCUCGUCUGAUGGAUCUAAGCUGCUAAUGCUCACUGUACAUAUCGGUUUCACUUGCUGAAUUUUCACUCUUUUGGAAGACGUUCUGCUGUUCUUUCAGUGACUAUCUUUUGAAUAAUGCAAGAUGCAAAACUACUUCGUGUUUGGGAUUA
Molecule: messenger RNA, 1833 nt
Organism: Sesamum indicum (sesame)
Lineage: Eukaryota; Viridiplantae; Streptophyta; Magnoliopsida; Lamiales; Pedaliaceae
Source: RefSeq, a predicted model, not a curated record